AUUAAAAAAACCAGCAAUGAAUGCCGACCGCUGCUUUAUCGUUUUCUUUCUGGAUGAGGAACAGAAAGCCCCUUUGGCCAAUGCCCUGACUACUUUUUAAAUUUUGUUGGCGAACUGCCUUGGAUAUCUAUUUUUCUAGAAAUCGUGGAGUGUUUCAGGGAACCACUACAACGAAAGGAACAGAAACUCUCCGUUUUGUAUCUUUUAAAUCCCGAUUUUUUUAAAAAAAGAAACCUCUUAAGUACAAAGCAUGGAGAAUGAAAUAUUCACGCCUCUUUUGGAGCUCUUCAUGUCCAGCCCUCUUGUUACAUGGGUUAAGACAUUUGGACCCUUAGCUGGAGGAAAUGGAACGAACUUGGAGGAGUAUGUUGUGCUUGUGGAUGGAGUUUUCUUGAAUGAAGUCAUGCUGCAAAUCAAUCCCAAAGCUACCAGUCAGAGAGUAAAUAAGAAAGUCAACAAUGAUGCAUCACUGAGAAUUCAAAAUCUGUCUAUUUUGGUGAGGCAGAUUAAAUCAUACUAUCAGGAGACUUUGCAGCAGUUGAUUAUGAUGGCUUUGCCAAAUGUCUUAAUAAUUGGCAAGAACCCUUUUUCAGAACAAGGUACUGAAGAAGUUAAAAAGCUACUUCUACUCCUGCUUGGCUGUGCAGUUCAGUGUCAGAAGAAAGAAGAAUUCAUUGAAAGAAUACAGAGUUUAGACUUUGAUAUAAGAGCAGCUGUUGCUGCCCACAUACAAGAGGUGACACAUAAUCAGGAAAAUGUUUUUGAUCUGCAGUGGAUGGAAGAUGGUGCUCUGUCACAAGAGUAUAUUGAGCCCCUCCUAAAAAAUAUGGCAUUGCAUUUAAAAAGACUUAUAGAUGAAAGAGAUGAGCAUUCUGAGACUAUCAUAGAGCUGUCUGAAGAACGAGACUCUCUCCAUUUUCUACCUCAUGCAUCAGCGGCACAAUCACCUUGUGGAUCUCCGGGCAUGAAACGUACUGAAAGCAGACAGCAUUUAUCAGUGGAGCUAGCAGAUGCCAAAGCAAAGAUCAGAAGACUUAGACAAGAGCUUGAGGAAAAGACUGAACAGUUGCUGGAUUGUAAACAAGAACUGGAACAGAUUGAAGUUGAAUUAAAGAGACUACAGCAAGAGAAUAUGAAUUUGCUUUCGGAUGCACGUUCUGCCAGAGUGUACCGAGAUGAGCUAGAUGCUCUCAGAGAGAAGGCGAUCCGUGUUGACAAACUUGAAAGUGAAGUCAGCAGAUACAAAGAGAGGCUACAUGAUAUUGAAUUCUACAAGGCUAGAGUGGAGGAACUCAAAGAAGAUAAUCAAGUAUUGUUGGAAACAAAGACAAUGUUGGAAGAUCAGUUGGAGGGGACCCGGGCUCGUUCAGAUAAGUUGCAUGAACUGGAGAAGGAAAAUUUACAAUUAAAAGCUAAACUACAUGAUAUGGAGAUGGAGCGUGAUAUGGAUCGGAAGUUACGGAAGAAAAUUGAGGAACUUAUGGAGGAAAACAUGACUCUAGAAAUGGCUCAGAAGCAAAGUAUGGAUGAGUCACUUCAUCUUGGAUGGGAACUUGAACAAAUAAACAGAUCCAGUGAACUAUCCGAAGUGCCACGAAAAUCCCUUGGACAUGAGGUGAAUGAACUGGCAUCGAGUAGGUUACUGAAACUGGAAAUGGAAAACCAAAGUUUGCUAAAGACUGUGGAAGAGCUACAAAGUACAGUGGGAUCUGUAGAAGGCAGUAAUUCAAAACUUAUGAAAAUGGAAAAGGAAAACCAGAGACUAAGUAAAAAGCUGGAAGGACUUGAGAAUGAACUUAGUGAAGAGAAGCAAAGUCUUCAAAACAGUCAGAAUCUAAGCAAAGAUCUGAUGAAAGAGAAAGCGCAGCUUGAAAAGACAAUUGAAACUCUGCGAGAAAACUCAGAGAGACAGAUUAAAAUGCUGGAACAGGAGAAUGAGCAUUUGAAUCAAACAGUGGCUUCCCUCAGACAGCGCUCACAAAUCAGUGCCGAAGCAAGAGUUAAAGAUAUUGAGAAGGAAAAUAAAAUUCUCCAUGAAUCUAUCAAAGAGACAAGCAGUAAAUUAAAUAAGUUAGAAUUUGAAAGGAAGCAAAUUAAAAAAGAAUUGGAACACUAUAAAGAGAAGGGAGAAAGAGCAGAUGAGCUAGAGAAAGAAGUUCAACAUCUUGAAAAAGAAAAUGAAUUGUUACAGAAAAAGGUUACAAAUUUAAAGAUCACGUGUGAAAAAAUAGAUACUUUAGAAGAAGAAAACUCCAGUUUGGAUAUGGAAAAUAGAAAGAUGAAAAAGACUUUAGAUAGCCUGAAAAAUCUUAGCUUUCAGCUAGAGUCCUUAGAAAAGGAGAAUGCACAACUUGAUGAAGAGAAUUUGGAACUCAGAAGAACAGUUGAAUCUUUGAAGAGUAUAAACAUCAAGAUGGCUCAGUUACAAUUAGAAAACAAAGAAUUGGAAAGUGAGAAACAGCAGCUUCAGAAGAGCCUGGAGCUUAUGAAAACAUCUUGUAAGAAGACUGAGCGUUUAGAAGUCAGUUACCAAGGUCUGGAUACUGAAAACCAAAGGCUGCAGAAAGCCCUUGAAAACAGCAACAAAAAGAUCCAGCAUUUAGAAAGUGAACUACAAGAUCUAGAGACAGAAAAUCAAGCCCUACAAAAAAAUUUAGAAGAACUCAAAAUUUCUAGUAAACGUUUGGAACAAUUGGAGAAAGAAAAUAAACUUUUGGAGCAAGAAACCUCUCAACUGGAGAAAGAUAAAAAACAACUGGAGAAAGAGAACAAGAGACUACGACAACAAGCAGAUAUUAAAGACAGCACUUUAGAAGAAAACAAUGCAAAAAUCUGUAACCUGGAAAAGGAGAACAAGUCACUCAUUAAAGAAAUUGGUGUAUGUAAAGAAGCUUCCAUACGGCUAAAAGAACUUGAAAAAGAAAAUAAAGAACUUGUGAAGAGAGCCACCAUUGACAAGAAAACACUUGUCACAUUGCGAGAGGAUUUGGUGAAUGAAAAACUGAAGACGCAGCAGAUGAAUAAUGAUUUAGAGAAGCUUACACAUGAACUUGAAAAGAUUGGUUUGAAUAAGGAGCGCCUCUUGCAUGAUGAGCAGAGUAGUGAUGACAGUAAAUACAAACUGUUGGAGUCAAGGUUAGAAUCCACAUUGAAGAAAUCACUUGAAAUAAAAGAAGAAAAAAUUGCUGCUUUGGAAGCUCGGCUAGAAGAAUCAACAAAUUUAAACCAACAGCUGCGCCAGGAACUUAAAACAGUUAAAAAGAAUUAUGAAGCACUCAAACAAAGACAAGAGGAGGAGAAAAUGGUACAGAACUGUUCUCCAAGAACUGGAGAAGAAAGUCAGUCUAUUAAUAAAUGGGAGAGAGAAAGUCAGGAAACUACUAGAGAACUUUUGAAGGUUAAAGAUAGAUUAAUUGAAGUUGAGAGAAAUAAUGCAACACUGCAGGCAGAGAAGCAAGCCCUGAAAACACAACUAAAGCAACUUGAGACACAGAACAAUAAUCUGCAAGCUCAGAUUUUGGCACUUCAGAGACAGACAGUUUCCUUACAAGAGCAAAAUACAACUCUACAAACUCAGAAUGCCAAGCUUCAGGUAGAAAAUUCCACUAUUAAUUCACAAAGUACAUCUCUUAUGAAUCAGAAUGCACAGCUGCUGAUUCAGCAGUCUGCCUUAGAAAAUGAAAAUGAAUCUAUAAUUAAGGAACGAGAGGAUUUGAAAUCACUGUAUGAUUCACUAGUCAAAGAUCACGAGAAACUGGAACAGCUUCAUGAACGGCAAGCUGCAGAAUAUGAAUCUUUAAUUUCUAAACAUGGAAAUCUUAAGUCAGUGCAUAAAAACCUUGAAAUGGAACAUAAGGACUUAGAAGACAGAUAUAAUCAGCUGCUGAAACAAAAAGUGCAAUUAGAAGAACUGGAGAAAGUUCUCAAAGCAGAACAAGAGAAGAUGGUACAGCAGAACAAAAAGCAUGAAACUGUAGCUGCAGAAUACAAAAAGCUUUGUGAGGAAAAUGACAGGUUAAAUCAUACAUACACCCAGCUUUUGAGAGAGAAUGAAGUUCUCCAAAUGGAUCAUAAGAAUUUGAAAACACUUCUGAACAAUUCUAAACUGGAACAAACAAGAUUAGAAGCUGAAUUUUCCAAGCUCAGAGAACAGUACCAGCAACUGGAUAUUAAGCAUACAAAACUGAAUAAUCAGUGUGAGUUGCUUAGCCAGUUGAAAGGAAACUUGGAGGAAGAAAACAGGCAUCUGUUGGAUCAAAUACAAACAUUAAUGCUACAAAAUAGAACAUUAUUGGAGCAGAAUAUGGAAAGUAAAGAUCUUUUCCAUGUUGAACAGAGACAGUAUAUUGACAAGCUAAAUGAAUUAAGAAGACAAAAAGAGAAAUUGGAAGAAAAGAUUAUGGAUCAGUAUAAGUUUUAUGAACCAUCACCGCCAAGAAGGAGGGGUAAUUGGAUUACUCUGAAAAUGAGGAAGCUGAUAAAAUCUAAGAAGGAUGUUAACAGAGAACGUCUCAAGUCUCUUACUCUGACACCUACCCGCUCAGAAUCUAGUGAAGGAUUUCUUCAGCUGCCCCAUCAGGAUAGUCAAGAUAGCUCUUCGGUGGGCUCAAACUCACUUGAUGAUGGUCAGACCGUGGGGACCAAAAAAAGCAGCAUGGUUGCACUGAAAAGACUGCCCUUUUUGAGGAACAGACCGAAGGAAAAAGACAAAAUGAAGGCCUUCUACCGUCGCUCCAUGUCCAUGAAUGACCUGGUGCAGUCCAUGGUCCUAGCAGGAGGACAAUGGACAGGUAGUUCUGAGCAUCUGGAGGGUCCUGAUGAUAUAUCUACGGGUAAAAGGAGAAAAGAAUUGGGAUCUAUGGCCUUCUCUACUACAUCCAUCAACUUUGCAACUGUCAACUCUGCUGCAGGCUUGAGAUCCAAGCAGUUGCUUAAUAAUAAAGAUGCUACAUCUUUUGAAGAUGUAAGUCCACAAGGAAUUAGUGAUGAUUCUAGUACUGGAUCAAGAAUUCAUGCUUCGAGACCAGCCAGCCUUGAUAGUGGCAGAACAUCCACUAGCAAUAGCAAUAAUAAUGCCUCACUCCAUGAAGUCAAAGCAGGUGCAGUCAAUAAUCAAAGCAGGCCACAAAGCCACAGCAGUGGAGAAUUUAGCCUGCUUCAUGAUCAUGAAGCAUGGUCCAGCAGCAGCAGCAGUCCUGUCCAGUAUUUGAAAAGCCACACGAGGUCUAGUCCUAUACUCCAUCAUAAAAUGUCAGAAAAACUGGACAGACAAGGAACCUGGAGAGUUAAGACCGACUCCCCUGGGAGUGAAGUGGUUACCCUGCAACAGUUUUUGGAAGAAAGUAAUAAGGAUAUUUCAACUGAGAUCAAAUCCUCUACCCAAGAGAAUCUGCUGGAUGAAGUAAUGAAAAUUUUCUCUGAAAAUGCUGAAUUAGCAGGAAGAGAUAAACUAAGGAAACACUCGUCAGUCAGCAGUGGUAUCGCCAGAUCGCAGAGUGUGAAAAACACAUCUGACUUCUCUGAUGGAAAAUUAGUGAAACAGGAUCACCUUGCAAGAUCCAAUACACAGAGAAUGGAAGAUCCCAACUUCUUGAACUCUUCAAAAACACUUACAGCAGGGACUAGAGGCAAGACCAAGUCUGUUAAGGAAACCAUACAAAUGAGCCUAUCACAACGACAAUCAAAAGAUUGUAACCCUUACGCUACUUUACCUCGUGCAAGCAAUGUAAUUUCUACAGCUGAAGGAACUACUCGGAGAACAAGCAUCCAUGACUUUUUAUCAAAAGAUCCUAGACAGCCAAUUUCAAUUGACCCAUCUCCACCGACAGUUGACAGAAGCAUCCCAUCAGCUUCUAGUGAGUACAGUCUUCCAAAACAGUCCUUUUGUGUUUUUCAUUAUAAACCUUACACUACAGUUACCCUGUCAGAAAAUGAUUUAGGUAGUAUAGCUAUGUUAGAUUAUUCUGCUCAUGAAUCAGAAGAGCAGAAUUCAAGGACCACCAAGACAAAUUCAAACACUAAAACACUCUCUUGUGGUAGCAUGUACAGUGAAAAGGUAUGCCCAUCAAUAAGCAGUGUAGUGAAAUUCUCUGUAGUCUGUUCAUCCAGGCCAUUUUUGUCACUUAAUGCUGAAUUAGUCAGCAGUGUAAGUGGAUUGCCUGAAAGGCCUGUAUCAAAAGCAAACAAUACAACUUCUGGGUCAUCAGUGAAAGCUGCACAGAAGGAUCAUAAACUACCUUCUGAGAAUCAAUCUGAUGACAGAAAUUUAGAAGUGACUCAGAAUAAUAGUGAAUGUACUGCCCUUGCACAUGAAAACACAAGUGAGAGUAAAUCACCAUUACCACUUUCUGAAGAUACCCAGACUGUUUGGUAUGAGUAUGGUUGUGUAUGA
Gekko japonicus is the source of this 6391-nucleotide messenger RNA. It is a transcript of the gene CCDC88A, whose product is annotated as coiled-coil domain containing 88A. Gene Ontology annotation, molecular function: microtubule binding; dynein light intermediate chain binding. Gene Ontology annotation, cellular component: cytoplasm; centrosome. NCBI's taxonomy places the organism in Eukaryota, Metazoa, Chordata, Lepidosauria, Squamata, Gekkonidae. Gene Ontology annotation, biological process: cytoplasmic microtubule organization; cytoskeleton-dependent intracellular transport. The record is from RefSeq and is a predicted model, not a curated record.